UUCAGGAUUAUCCGCUUCCCAUGGCAGCUCAGUAAAGUGAAGGUGCGAAGGACUCUGGCGGAAGCACUGAGAGUGUGGAGUGAGGUGACUCCCCUGACAUUCACUGAGGUGUAUGAAGGACGGGCUGACAUUGUUAUUGAUUUUACACGGUACUGGCAUGGAGACAACCUGCCUUUCGAUGGUCCCGGGGGCAUCCUUGCACAUGCUUUCUUUCCAAAGACACACAGAGAGGGGGAUGUACAUUUUGACUAUGAUGAAGCUUGGACCAUUGGAAACAGUAUAGGCACAGAUCUUCUGCAAGUAGCUGCUCAUGAGUUUGGACAUGUGCUGGGCUUGCAACAUUCCUCAGUCUCCAAGUCACUGAUGUCUCCAUUUUACUCUUUCCGUUACCCACUCAGUCUUAGUGCAGACGAUAAGCAAGGCAUUCAGUACUUGUAUGGAGCACCACAUCCCCCAACCACAGCUCCAACUCCAAAGCCAGAAGACAAUCAGCCAGAACCUGAGAGCAAUGAGAUCCCUUAUUCAGAGGUUAGAAGAUUCUUACUAUCUACAUCUAUGCAUUUACCACACUGUUCUAGUUGCGUUGAGGCCUUUCAUCAGAUUUAUCCUCAUCCAGGCCACGACCUUUGGAUUAGCAAUACUAGAAAAACUGUGAGGUAUAAAGCAUACAUAUUAACAAUCAAAAUAUCUUUUUGA
Messenger RNA from Staurois parvus, 696 nucleotides. Lineage: Eukaryota; Metazoa; Chordata; Amphibia; Anura; Ranidae. The record is from the annotation of a GenBank genome assembly.